Molecule: messenger RNA, 3703 nt
Organism: Metopolophium dirhodum (rose-grain aphid)
Lineage: Eukaryota; Metazoa; Arthropoda; Insecta; Hemiptera; Aphididae
Gene: rau
Exons: 9
Coding region: 432-1211 (259 amino acids)
Biological process (GO): positive regulation of epidermal growth factor receptor signaling pathway; positive regulation of fibroblast growth factor receptor signaling pathway; signal transduction
Source: RefSeq, a predicted model, not a curated record
CGUCCGUCGUCCGUCCGCGAUUGUCGUCGUCGUCGCGGUUCACCUCCGUCACCGUCGUCACCACCGUCACCGCUGUCACCGCCCCCGGCGCUCUUCGAGUACUUACGAGUUUCUGUCGCAGCAGCAUUUCUCCGCGUACGACUGAAAUCCGUCACCACCAGCCCUGCAGUAUUUUGGUAUCGCUGUGUACACUGGUGCGUGCAAUAAUCUCCAUUUGUGUUGUGAGGUCAUAGCCCAUGAAUUUGGAUCGCUGAACGCCAGAACAAUACUCUUUAUUAUACACCUGCGUCUAGGUUAAGUGUUCCUACGGCCAUAGUCGUAAAAUCGUGAUGAUCGCAACUCCGUUCUCGUACAGGCUUUAAACGAUUUGUCAUUCGAGUUGGUUUAUGUCGGACGGUGAGAAAAGAUAAAAGGAUCCAUAAAAAGCAACCAUGUUAAAACACGUGCACCGAGCAAAAUGUGCCGACACACUUAGCAUUGUGUCCACAGCAAGUUCUUUCAACCAUGAGCCUAUGUCUAGUAGAUGUUCAAGCAUAUCGUCGUUGAACAUUUCAAAUCCAGUUGAUACGAUCAAAGUGUACACAAAGUGUUUGCGUGCCGACCUCGAGUACAAAACACUCGGGCUGGCUUAUACGACGACUUGCAGUGAAGUGAUAUCCAUUCUGCUCAACAAAUACCGAAUGCGUCACAGGGACCCGAAUUUGUUUUUCAUGACCAUGGAGAUAAACCUCAGGAAAAUCGGACUCAGAACUGUAUUCGUCCUGGACAACGAAUCGUGUCCUGCCGUGUUGCAGUCAUGCCAUCCCAGAGGAGAAUCGAGGUUUUGCUUGCAAUCUAAAAAAGGUGGACUAGUGAAAGUGUACGACGGCGAACUGAUGCCAGGGUCCAAGUAUAAAAGCUUAUUGAUUUCUGAACGCACGACUGUCGACGAGCUGAUCAAAAUAUUGCUCAACUGUUAUAAUAGCAAAGAGCAAGUUGAACAGUUUUCUUUGUACGAGUUAUCGAAAUUCGAAGAAUACCAACGCAAACUCCACCACGAUGACAUGCCAUUGAACGUGCAAUGCUGUUGGCCCUCCAAUAGCGACUACAUUUUCAUCAUUAAAAGGAAUCCGAAUUAUAAGUCAAAACAAGUGCAGACAAUUUGGACUGACCACCAUCAAGAAAAAGAAGAACCUUCAACAAACGAAUACGAAAAUUUUAUUUAUAUAUAAUUAGUGUCGAUGUAUCAAACGCAUCAUGUAUAUAAUAUACACUGUAACAAUUGUCACCGUGACCUUAUUCGAUGUUAUAUAACACAGAAGAAUCAAUUUGUGUCUGUUUUUAUACCACCAAUCAUGAAAACAGUUAGCGAUUUCUUUUUCGAGCUUUUAAAACUUGUAAGUUUUUAAGCAUAGAGAUGUAUGUACAAAAUAUCUAUUAUUUUUUUACUUAUAAAAUAAAUGUGUAUGUGGUAGGUUUUAAAAAUAGUGUACUAUAUAUAUGAACCGUGGAGCUACAACACAGUAGUAGUGUGUAGGAUUUAUUUUUGUAAAUGGGUCUCAAAUUCGUGAAAUGUUAAAAAAUGCUCGUUUUCUUUUUUUUUGCUAAAUAUUGGAAAAAAAUUAAGGCGUAAGGCCUACGAUUGGAUUACGACUAAAAAUGUAAUCUAUAAUAGUCUAUACUUGAGUAUGAUAACAGUGUAAUGUGUGACAACAAAUGAAUUUAUUAACACUAAUAGGUACAAGCCUAACUACAUAAUGAUUUUAUACUAUUAAACCGUUAUUAAAACGAUAAUCAUUUUAACCGUCAAAAGUUGUGUUACCAACAGAAAAAUCAACGCCGUGAUUUGAUUCUAAAAUUUUACUCAUUGGGUGCCUGUUUAAAUUACAUUUUAGUCGUUGAUCAAUCAAGUACGCUCUUCUUUUAAUUUUUUUUUAUCGUUAUAUUAUAUAUUUUUCUUUUUUUUUAAAAAAUACCUACAUUGUUGUUUUUGAACAAUGGCGGUCUAUUAUAAGUUUUUGUUUUGAGAAUUAUUUUAUGGAUGUAAUUUUUUUUGUUUGUUAGGUUUAUAGUUUAUUUUAACAUUGAAAAAAAACAUUGUGUUUAAUUUUAAAUUGUUAAAAUCAAUUGAUAGAAUCACAAUAUGAACUGUAAUAAUUUUUUUUGUCAAAGCAAUCUGCCCAUUCUAUACCUACAUUAAACUUCUUUUGAUAAAAAUGCUACUAUUUUGUUAAGCUUUUACUAGUCUUAAAUCAUUAUGUUUUGUUUAUAAUAUGUAAGUUCAUUGAUGAACCAAUUAUGUAUGUAUGUCAAUUGAAUUUGUCAUACAAUAUUGUGGAAUAAUAGUCACUUGUUUAGCUGUUAGUUUGGGUGCCUAAAUUAUGGAUAACAUAUUAAUUAUUAAUACUCGGGUAAAAUUUGAAUUUGUUGUUUAAAUUAAAUUAAUGAAUUUAGUACUGCGAGUUCACAUGAUGAGGUACAAUAUGUUCAGUCUGACAACUUAUGUUAGAAAAUAAUAUUUUAAUACAAAAUGAAUAUGCCGAUACCAAUAGUUAAUUUUAUAUAAUAUUUUAUUGCAUUAAACUAUGUAAUGGUGAUACUUGAUUGAUGUUAAUAUAACUAUUGUGUUACAAAAUAUUAUUAUUCACUUGAAAUAGUUAUUACACUAUUGAUAAAUUGUGUAUAAUAAUAAUAUUAUAUUAAUAUAAUAAUAUAAUAAUAUUUUACUAAUAAAAUAAAUUCAAAUGGCAUAUUUAAAGUAUUAUUAUCCGACAUUAUUAGUUGUUGGAUAGACAAGUUGUAGGUGAUCACUAAGAUGAAAUAUCGUAGUAUAUUUUAUGUGUUUUUUUCUUAUUUGUACAUAUAGUAAUUUUUAUUUUUUCUAAUCCUAUUUUUCAAAGUUAUAAAGUUAUAUUUAACAGUAAAAUAUUCAUUAUUGUUAAAUAUUUAAGUACAGUAAAGUCUUGAUAACUCAAAUCUCAAGGUGAAUAAAAAUAAAUUCAACUUAUGUAUUUUUCGAGUUAUAUUUUUCAAACGCAACUUAAAAACAAUUCAAGAGACAAGAAAAAAAUUUGAGGUUUGAGUUAUUGAGACUCAAACUUAUAUUAAUACAGAUUGUCAUCAUACAUUAUAAGUUAUAACCAAAAUGCAUUAUGGUGCAUCGGAACAAUGUAUGUACACUGUACUUAGACUAUAAAUUAUGUUAAAAGACUUAUGAGAUGAUAAAGGUAUGUAUUUUUUUUUACCAAUAAUGUCGUUUAAGAAUUAUUGAUUAAAAGUGUAUUUUGGUAAUUGAUUUUGGACAUUGUAUUUCCUUACGAUUAUGAAUUGUGUUAGAAUUAAGUCUGUAAUUUCACAAUAUUAGAUUUUUUUUGUUUACAACAUAUAAUUUAAGUUAAUCACCUUAAGAGGGCUUUACAUGACAUUCAAAUAAUUUAUAAAAAAUGUUUAUUUUACAUUUGAUGAGCUGCUUGUAAUAAGGAUCAAUUUUUAUUGGCUCAGCAUUGAAAUUUUUCUUCAUUAAAUAAAAUAGUAUAAUGUAAAUUACCUUUCAAAUAGUUUUAUAAUUUACACCCUCUAAACUUUGAGGGUAAAUUGUAAUUUUUUUUCUGUUUACUGUAAGAUACUUAAAACUGUCUAAACAAUGUAAUGUAUAUUGAACUCUAUACUUAAAAAAAAAAAUCUUUAGUCAUAGAUUAUUAAUGUUAUUUGCCAAAGAUUAUGU